Molecule: messenger RNA, 2305 nt
Organism: Anguilla anguilla (European eel)
Lineage: Eukaryota; Metazoa; Chordata; Actinopteri; Anguilliformes; Anguillidae
Gene: lta4h
Product: leukotriene A4 hydrolase
Exons: 19
Coding region: 40-1878 (612 amino acids)
Biological process (GO): proteolysis; peptide catabolic process; leukotriene biosynthetic process
Cellular component (GO): cytosol; nucleus
Molecular function (GO): zinc ion binding; aminopeptidase activity; epoxide hydrolase activity
Source: RefSeq, a predicted model, not a curated record
GAGUUUGCAUGUGAGCGAUCAGACGGAUCAGACCGAACUAUGGCACCGGUUGCAGACCCCAGCUCUUUCUGUUCUUUGACAAAGUGCACCACAAAGCACUUGAAUCUGACCUUCCAAGUGGAUUUUGACAGCCAUGCCAUCAAAGGCAAAGUCGCUUUGACCAUAGAAGUGCUGGAGGAUAAACUCUCUUCUCUGACCCUUGACACGAAGGACCUGAAAAUCUCUAGCGUGACGGCCAAUGGACAGGCAGCCAGUUUCAACCUGGGCGCCCAACACCGCUUCAAGGGGGCCCCACUGGAGAUAAAACUGCCUUUCGCACUGUCCCGGGGUCAGCAUGUGAUCGUGGAGGUGACCUAUGAGACCUCUCCGAAGGCUUCAGCCCUGCAGUGGCUGAAACCCGAACAGACUGCUGGGAAGAAGCACCCCUACCUCUUCAGCCAGUGCCAGGCUACCCACUGCAGGACCAUGGUCCCUUGUCAGGACACUCCUUCGGUGAAGCACACCUACUACGCCCAGGUUUCUGUCCCCAGGGAACUGGUGGCUCUGAUGAGUGCUGUGCGUGACGGACAGGAGCCGGACCCCCAGGACAACAACCGGAUCAUCUACCGCUUCCGCCAAACGGUUCCAAUGCCGUCCUAUCUGAUCGCUCUUGUGGUGGGUGCCCUAGAAAACCGGGAGAUUGGUCCGCGGUCCAGGCUGUGGUCUGAGAAGGAGCUGGUGGACCAGGGUGCCUAUGAGUUUGCAGAGACGGAGUCCAUGUUGAAGACUGCAGAGCAGCUGGCCGGGCCCUAUGUCUGGGGCCAGUAUGACAUCCUGGUGCUUCCCCCCUCCUUUCCCUACGGGGGUAUGGAGAACCCCUGCCUCACCUUCGCCACGCCCACCCUGCUGGCCGGAGACAGGUCCUUGUCCAAUGUCAUCGCCCAUGAGAUCUCCCACAGCUGGACUGGAAACCUGGUGACCAAUAAGACCUGGGAGCACUUCUGGCUGAAUGAGGGUCACACGGUGUAUCUGGAGCGCAUGAUUGGCCGGUGUCUGGAGAACGAGCAGUUCAGACAGUUCUCCGCUAUCGGUGGCUGGAAGCACCUGCAGGAGUCGGUGGACACAUUUGGUGCGAAGAACCCGCUCACUAACCUGGUGCCCAAUCUGGAUGAUGUGGACACAGACGAGGCCUUCUCUUCUGUCCCGUACGAGAAGGGCUUCGCUCUGCUCUACCACCUGGAAGAGCUGAUGGGAGGUCCAGAGGUGUUCAUGGGCUUUGUCAAGUCCUACAUCCAGCUGUUUGCCUACAGCAGUGUCACCACUGAAGAGUGGAAGAGCUACCUGUUCACUUACUUCAAGGACAAGGUGGAUAUCCUGAACAAAGUGGACUGGACUGGGUGGAUGCACACCCCAGGGAUGCCUCCGGUCAAACCUCAGUAUGACACCACCCUCGCGGACGCCUGCGUCGCCCUGUGCAAGAGAUGGGUCCAGGCUAAAGACACGGACCUGGCUCGGUUCAGCGCGGCCGACGUGAAGGCGCUCUCCUCCCACCAGCUCAUCGAGCUCCUGGCUCUGCUUCUGCUGGAGGACCCCCUUCCUCAGUCGCACGUGAAGAGGAUGCAGGAGGUGUACAACAUGAACGCCAUCAAUAACUCCGAGAUACGAUUCAGGUGGCUGCGUCUGUGUGUGAGAGCCAAGUGGGAGGAGGCUGUUCCCCUGGCUUUCAAGAUGGCCACCGAGCAGGGACGCAUGAAGUUCACGCGUCCACUCUUCAGGGACCUCUACAACUUUGAGAAGUUCCGGGACGAAGCCGUCAGCACCUUCAUCAAGCACAGGGGAGGCAUGCACCCCGUCACCGCCAACCUGGUGGCCAAAGACCUGAAGGUGGACCAGCAGUAGAGCACAGGCUUCUGGGCCUGCUUCCAUGCCACAGCAGCGGAGAACUUUUCUCUCUCUCUCUCUUUCAUGCACACCUGUAAACUUCAGCCUGCCAACCUUAUCCGCAAAAGCUUUUUUUUUUUUUUCCUUAUGUUUUUAAAAAAAAGAUUGUAUCCCUCUCUGGCUGUUAACAAAAAUCCAAUCGUAAAGAAUAUUUUUUUGUACACACGUUUACACAGCGGAAACAAUGCUGGGAUCCUUUUUAUACCGCAUAAUUUCUGUUUCUUAAGAUCCCUGCAUCCAUAAUUAUCAGUAUUAACGCUUACCGUAUCCAUGGUAAUGUAAAACGGCAUUUAUUCUUUUCAGUGCACUGUUCCUGUUGUGCUUUUCAGCUGAGUCAGUAAUAAACAGGUGUCUGUUUCCACAUUGUGUGCUCCUCCCACUCACA